Arvicola amphibius (Eurasian water vole) is the source of this 16369-nucleotide messenger RNA. It is a transcript of the gene Nbeal1, whose product is annotated as neurobeachin like 1. The transcript has 56 exons. Gene Ontology annotation, cellular component: cytosol; membrane. The record is from RefSeq and is a predicted model, not a curated record. Gene Ontology annotation, molecular function: protein kinase binding. Gene Ontology annotation, biological process: intracellular protein localization. NCBI's taxonomy places the organism in Eukaryota, Metazoa, Chordata, Mammalia, Rodentia, Cricetidae. Bases 547 to 8526 code for a protein of 2659 amino acids.
GUCCCGCCCCCGCCUCCCGCCGGCUCGGCUUCGGGUUGACACGGGGCUUAGCCGGGCAGGGCGGAGGGCAGCGAGUUAGCCCGCGGCCGGGUGGCGGCGGCGGCCUGAGCGCGACUUAUUUACAAGCCCAGCUACUACUGCUGAAGAUGCGUUGGGAGAGUGGCUGCUGAAAUUGACCUUCACCGACCCGAGACAGUUGUAUUUGUUUCUCUUACUUGUUUAUCCCACUGCUUUGAGUUUUACUGCAACGGCUGAGAAACUUGAAAAAUAAAAUAACAUGCUGUGGUCUUGAACCUUCUUUCUGAGGAAAUACUGACGUGCCCGAGUGAAAAGCCAGAAUGGCAGCCAGAGAGAGGCUCUUUGAACUUUGGAUGCUUUAUUGUACAAAGGUGCGAAAGCAUUGCUUUUCUGACAGAUAAUAUUGUGAUGAUCUUCUAAUUUCAGAAAGAUCCAGAUUACCUGAGACUGUGGUUGGACAAUUUUGUUUUAAGUUAUGAACAAUUUUUAGAUGUUGACUUUGAAAAGCUUCCUACCAGGGUAGAUGAUAUGCCUCCAGGAAUAUCUUUGCUUCCUGAUAAUAUUCUUCAGGUUCUGAGGAUCCAGCUGUUACAUUGUGUUCAGAAAACAGCAGAUGGGUUAGAGGAACAGCAACAAGCAUUGUCAAUUUUGCUCGUCAAAUUCUUUAUUAUUCUUUGCAGGAAUUUAUCAAAUGUAGAAGAAAUUGGGACUUGCUCCUAUAUUAAUCACGUUAUUACCAUGACAACAUUGUAUAUUCAGCAAUUAAAAAGCAAAAAAAAGGAAAAGGAAAUGGCUGAUCAGACAUCUAUUGAAGAAUUUGUGAUCCAUGCAUUGGCAUUCUGUGAAAGUUUAUAUGAUCCAUAUAGAAAUUGGAGACAUAGAAUUUCAGGACGAAUCCUUAGUUCCGUGGAAAAGAGCAGACAGAAAUACAAGCCAGCUUCUCUCACAGUGGAGUUCGUUCCUUUCUUUUAUCAAUGUUUUCAGGAAAGUGAACAUCUCAAGGAAAGUCUUAAGUGUUGCUUAUUGCAUCUCUUUGGAGCCAUUGUAGCCGGUGGGCAGAGGAAUGCUUUGCAAGCAAUUUCUCCAGCCACCAUGGAAGUUCUCAUGCGAGUUUUGUCUGAUUGUGAUUCAUGGGAGGAAGGAGAUCCCGAGGAAGUGGGUAGGAAAAGAGAACUAACCCUGAAAUGCCUGACACAAGUUGUACAUAUCCUUCUUACUAGCAGUUCUGACCAGCGUCAGGUGGAAACCAGUACCGUACUGGAGAACUAUUUUAAAUUGCUCAAUUCAGAUCACUCAGCUUUACCCAAACAGAGGAAGUCCAUGCGGUGGGAAAGCCAGUUCAUAGCUCUGCAGAUUAAGAUGCUCAAUACCAUCACAGCCAUGUUAGACUGCGCAGACAGGCCUGUUCUUCAGGCCAUUUUCCUUAAUAGUAAUUGCUUUGAACAUCUCAUACGACUUCUACAGAACUGCAAGCUAUUUUUAAAUGCUCACAGUAUGGUGGCAGACAAGAACGAGAAAGACCUUGCCAACCAAUUACUGACAGAGAUAAGUGAGGACCAGGUAUUUCAGGGGCGGUUAGAUUCUUUGGCUGUAUCAACAAUUCAAGCUUUGACAGCGGUGAUGAAGAAUUCUCCAGCUGCUAAGGAAGUAUUUAAAGAAAGAAUUGGCUAUAUGCACAUGUUUGAGGUAUUAAAAUCUUUGGGUCAGCCAUCACUAGAACUGCUUAAAGAACUUAUGAAUAUGGCUGUAGAAGGUGAUCAUACUUCAGUUGGUAUUUUGGGCAUUAGUAAUGUCCAUCCUCUCUUGGUUCUUAUCCAGUGGCUUCCGGAGCUAGAAUCACAUGACCUACAAAUAUUCAUCUCUGAUUGGCUGAAAAAAAUUUGUUGUAUUAAUAAACAGAGCCGAACUAUGUGUGUGAAUGCAAACAUGGGAAUAAGAAUCAUUGAAACCCUUGAAUCCCAUUCUUCCCUACAUCGAACUUGUGCUGAGAACUUGAUAACAAUUCAUGGUUCAUUGGGGAGUCUGUCUGUGAGCUCAGAAGAAAUCCGUCGACUACUACGAUUGCUGAGAGUAGACGAAUCUGAGUUUAUUCACCCGUAUACCAUUCCUGUGACUCGUGCAAUUCUGACAAUGGCACGGAAACUCAAUCUUGAGAGUGCACUGCAGUAUUUCAAUUUGUCACAUAGCAUGGCAGGAAUUUCUGUGCCUGCCAUUCAGAAAUGGCCUGGGUCUGCAUUUUCCUUCUCUGCUUGGUUUUGCUUAGAUCAGGAUCAAUUACCCCUUGACACUGCUAACAAAGGAGGAAAAAGAAAACAAUUAUAUAGUUUUUUUACAGGAAGUGGAAUGGGUUUUGAAGCUUUUAUUACUCACUCAGGUAUGUUGGUUGUGGCAGUGUGCACAAAAAGAGAAUAUGCAACAGUUAUGCUUCCUGACCACAGUUUCUGUGAUUCUCUCUGGCACAACAUAACCAUUGUUCACAUGCCUGGGAAAAGGCCCUUUGGUCAGAGUAUUGUCUAUAUCUAUGACAAUGGACAACAAAAGGUUUCUGCUCCUCUCAGGUUUCCUGCCAUGAAUGAGCCAUUUACUUCCUGUUGUAUUGGUUCAGCUGGGCAAAGAACCACUACUCCUCCACCAUCUCAAAUCCCAGAUCCACCAUUUUCUACUCCCAUAACCCCUCACCGGACAUCAUUUGGUGGAAUAUUGUCAUCGGCCUCCUGGGGUGGAACAAUUGAAAAAUCAAGAUUAAUUACGAAAUUAAUUUCAGCUGGAACUCAAGAUAGUGAAUGGGGUUGCCCCACAUCCUUGGAAGGCCAGCUAGGUUCUGUUACUGUAUUCCAUGAAGCACUCCAGCCUUCACAGGUCAAGGCCUUAUAUUUAGCAGGUCCAAAUUGCUUAAGCCCUUGGAAGUGUCAAGACUAUGAUAUGGCUGGCCUACCAAGUAACAUCCUCCUUCAGUACACAGCAAAGGCUUGUGAAAAUUCAAUUUGCCUUGACUUGUCUACUAAUUGUUUGCAUGGAAGAUUAACAGGAAACAAAGUAGUGAAUUGGGACAUUAAAGACAUCAUCAAUUGUAUAGGUGGGUUAACUGUACUUUUUCCUAUCCUGGAACAAAUAAGCCACUUUAUUGAAGGACAGACUUCUGAAGGAAGGAAUGAAAACACAGUUCCUGAAUUAAUAACACCAAUUGAACAGGAAUGUAUGGCAUUGUCCUCCACAAAGGCAUCAGAGUCAAGACUAGAGAAAAAUCUAGUUGCAACAUUUAUCUUGAUUGUGAAGCACUUUAUUCAGAGGCAUCCUAUCAACCAGGACAAUCUUAUUCAGUCCCAUGGGGUUGCAACUCUUGGUGCCUUACUUCAAAAGGUACCAGGUACCCUAAUGGAUGUUAAUGUAUUGGUGGCAAUUCAAUUACUAAUUGAACAGGUAUCAUUAGAAAAAAACACAUUAUUGCUUCAACAAAUGUAUCAGUAUUUACUCUUUGACUUCUGCAUUUGGAACCGUGGAGAUUUCCCUUUUCGGAUUGGCCAUAUACAGUAUAUUUCAACUAUCAUUAAAGACAGCAGGAGAAUUUUCCGGAAAAAGUACGGUGUGCAGUUUCUCCUAGAUACACUUAGGAUUUAUUAUGGGCAUGGUUGUACAUGUAAUGAGCUUUCUCCAGAAGAUAUUCGAACAAUUAGGACUUCUUUGUAUGGGCUAAUUAAAUAUUUUCUUUGUAAAGGUGGAACUCAUGAGGAAAUACAAAGUAUCAUAGGUUACAUAGCUGCUACUAAUGAAGAAGAACAGCUUGUUGGAAUUUUGGAUAUACUCUUCAGUCUUCUUCGAACCAGCCCAACUAGAGGUCAGCUUUUCUCACUGAUGUUUGAACCAGGAAAUGCUGAUAUACUGUAUGCUUUGCUACUAAAUCAGAAGUACUCUGACAAACUAAGAGAAAUCAUUUUUAAGGUUAUAGAGCAGAUGUUAAAAUGCACCAGUGUUUAUGAACGUAGUAAACACCGCAUCCGUCUUAGAGAAGUUGGCUAUUCAGGAAUUGGACUCCUCCUUAAUGAAGUUCCAGUUAAUAUGUCUCUCAUUAAAAACCUUGUCAAUCAAAUCAUUAAUGCAGAUCCUGUUAUCAAUUUCAAAGAUCUGUUAUCUGUAAUAUAUAUCUCUCACAGAACACACGUAAAUGUCAGAAUGGUCCUCUGUAGAAAGAUAUUACAGAUUUUGCAGUCCCAACCAGAUGCAGCAUACCAGAUAGCACAACAAGUGGGUUGGCAAGAUACCUUUGUUAGACUUCUCUUAAAAGCAAACUUUGAAAAUGUAAAUUCUCUUCAUAAACAUGGAAAGGCUGUUUCAUUGAAAGAAAAUAAAAAUAUGUCAGCUGAAAAGCUAGAUGAUGAGAAAAUGACAUUACCUGAUGUAUCUUCAGAUCAUUGGAGUUUGGAAGACAGUCAGUCCCUGAACUCAAACACACCAUUAUUUCAAGAAGUAAACUCUGAAGUAGAAUUAUCUUUCAAGUCAGAAAAUGAAGAAGAAUUCUGGCAUAGUAACACUUCCCAUCUGAGUUUAGAUCUCAGUGGAACUGACUCAUGUGAACUGAGUGAGUGUGGAAGUCAAAUGCCAGACAGUUCACCUAGUACACCAUCCCCAGUGGAGUCUACUAAGUCGUUUUCUGUGCCGUCUGACAGAGAAAGGAGUUUCACAAAUGAAAUGGACUUCAGUGAUGACUUUGCUUUCCUUGAAAGCCAAGAGGAAUGUGAAGAGGAGCUUCUUCAGUUGGUUACAAAUAUUUUGAAUUACAUCAUGUGUAAAGGACUAGAAAAGUCUGAUGAAGACACUUGGAUUGAAAGAGGACAAGUGUUUUCAGCAUUAACUAAACCAGGAAUAUCAAGUGAACUACUUCGACCAUCAGAUGAAGUAAAACUAACUUUGCUACAGAAGAUGUUAGAAUGGGCAGUCACAGAACACAGAGAUGCAAAAAGUAGUCCUGUAACUGCUGAAAAUGCUUUCCGACUCCUGCUGAUCAUACAGGACUUCCUGCAGUCAGAAGGGCUGGUUAAUUCCAACAUGUGGACUGAGAAGCUUUUAGAAGACACCACACAGCUCCUCGACUGUCUGUCAGCGUGGUACUCUGAGAGUCCAGGGUGGGCAAAACUCUCUCAGAUACAGAUCUGGUUGCUUCUGGAGUUCAUUGGAAGAGGCAGUUUGCAGGUUUGUGCAAUAGCAUCAGCUAAGCUAAAUGCCCUUCUUCAGACUAAAGUGAUUGAAAAUCAAAAUGAAGCAUGCUACAUUUUAGGGAAACUAGAACAUAUUCUAAGUCGGUCAAUCAAGGAACAGACAGAAAUCUAUUCAUUUCUGAUUCCUCUUUUCCGUACUCUUGUUUCUAAAAUUUAUGAGCUUCUUUUCAUGAACUUGCACCUGCCUUCUUUGCCUUUUACUGAUGGAAGUACUUCAUUUUUUGAAGAUUUUCAAGAAUACUGCAGUUCAGAUGAAUGGAAAGUUUACAUUGAAAAAUACAUUAUACCUUACAUGAAGCAGUAUGAAACACAUACAUUUUAUGAUGGUCAUGAGAACAUGGCACUUUACUGGAAGAAUUGCUAUGAAGCCUUAAUGGUGAAUAUGCAUAAAAGAGACCGAGAGGGAGGAGAAAGUAAAUUGAAAUUUCAGGAGUAUUUUGUGGAGCCAUUUAAUCAAAAAGCACGUCAAGAGAACUUGAGGUACAAUAAUAUGAUUAAACAACUUAGCAGUCAACAGUUGGCCACUUUUAGAUGGUGGAAGGCAAUUAGACUUUAUCUUACAUGUGAAAGGGGCCCUUGGGCUAAAAGGAAACAGAAUCGAAUUCAUUGGAAACUGGCUAAUGUAGAAAAUUAUUCCCGCAUGAGACUUAAACUGGUACCCAAUUAUAAUUUCAAUAACCAUGAGGAUGCUAGUGCCUUAAGAGAUAAUUUAGGUGUCCAACACUUGCAGCCUUCUAGUGACUCUUUGCUUUUGGAAGUAGUGAAACAAGUUAAACUUAGUGAUGUGGAGGAAGAUAAACUAGAACUUCUGGAAGAGGACAUGGUAGCCAGAGUAAAUAUUGAUGAGAAGGAAGAACAGGAUCAGAAGGAAAAAUUGGUGUUGACUGAAGACUGUGAACUCAUUACAGUAAUCAACAUAAUUCCUGGCAGAUUAGAAAUCACUACUCAACACAUUUACUUCCAUGAUAACAGUAUUGAAAAAGAAGAUGGAAUAGGCUUUGAUUUUAAGUGGCCUCAUUCUCAAAUUCGAGAGAUUCACUUACGUCGUUACAACUUAAGGAGAUCAGCACUUGAGAUAUUUCAUAUUGAUCAAUCUAACUACUUUCUCAAUUUCAAAAAAGAGGUUAGAAACAAAGUAUAUAGCAGCCUGUUGUCACUUCAUUCUGCUAAUAGUUAUGGAGCAAGAUCACCACAAGAAUUGUUCAAAGCAUCAGGAUUGACACAGAAAUGGGUGAAUCGAGAGAUAACAAACUUUGACUACCUCAUUCAAAUAAACACAAUGGCAGGACGAACCUAUAAUGACCUGGCACAGUACCCUGUAUUUCCCUGGAUUUUGCAAGAUUAUACUUCAGAAGAGUUGGACCUUAAUAACCCCACUGUAUUUCGAGAUCUUUCUAAACCAAUUGGAGUAGUUAAUGAAAAAAAUGUGAAAGCUAUGCAAGAAAAGUAUGAAACUUUUGAGGAUCCAAUGGGAACGAUUGAUAAGUUUCAUUAUGGUACUCACUAUUCAAAUUCUGCAGGUGUCAUGCACUAUCUUAUCCGUGUAGAACCAUUUACUACCCUCCACAUCCAGCUUCAGAGUGGAAGAUUUGACUGUGCAGACCGGCAGUUCCAUUCCAUCCCUGCUACCUGGCAAGCUCUUAUGGAUAACACAUAUGAUGUAAAAGAACUCAUUCCUGAAUUCUUCUAUUUCCCUGAGUUUUUAGAAAAUCAAAAUGAAUUUAAUCUGGGUCACCUACAAGUUUCUCAAGAAUUGGUAAAUGAUGUCAUUCUUCCAAGAUGGGCUAAGUCAGCUGAAGAUUUUAUUUAUAAACACAGAAAAGCUCUGGAGUCUGAAUAUGUUUCUGCUCAUCUUCAUGAAUGGAUAGACCUGAUUUUUGGCUACAAACAAAGAGGACCAGCUGCAGUAGAGGCACUCAAUGUCUUCUAUUACUGUAGUUAUGAAGGUGCUGUAGAUCUUGAUGCCUUAACAGAUGAAAAGGAAAGAAAAGCCUUAGAAGGGAUGAUUAACAAUUUUGGACAAACACCUUGUCAGCUGUUAAAGGAACCACACCCUCCAAGAUUAUCAGCAGAAGAAGCCAUACAAAAGCAAACCAAAACAGAAAUCUCAACCCUAAACCUCUUUCAGCACCUCUCUGAAUUGAAGUCAUUUUUUAUAGAGGGAAUUAGUGAUGGUAUUCCUCUAUUAAAGGCCAUCAUCCCCCAAAAUCAAUCUCGUUCUUUUAUGUCUCAAGGCAGCCCUGAGUUACUGAUAACAGUAAGCAUUAAUUAUGUUAUUGGAACCCAUGGAUGGCUACCUUAUGACAGAAAUAUUUCUAACUACUUCACAUUCAUCAAGGAUCAAACUGUGACUAACCCAAAAGCUCAGCGAACUGUGACUGGUCCUUUUGCUCCAGGGCUGGAAAUCACUUCCAAGCUGUUUGUAGUGUCACAUGAUGCAAAGUUGCUCUUCAGUGCUGGACACUGGGAUAAUAGUAUCCAAGUAACAUCACUUACCAAAGGCAAAAUUGUCUCACAUAACAUCCGACAUAUAGAUAUUGUGACUUGCUUAGCUACAGAUUACUGUGGAAUACAUUUGAUUUCUGGUUCCAGGGAUACUACAUGUAUGAUAUGGCAGAUAACACAACAGGGAGGCACUGCUGUGGGCUUAGCAUCAAAACCUUUUCAGAUUCUCUAUGGACACACUGAUGAGAUAUUGAGUGUGGGCAUCAGCACUGAACUUGACAUGGCAGUAUCAGGAUCAAGGGAUGGUACUGUGAUUAUACAUACCAUUCAGAAAGGUCAAUACAUGAGGACUUUGCGGCCACCUUGUGAGAGUUCCUUGUCCCUGACCAUUCCCAGUUUGGCUGUCUCUUGGGAAGGACACAUUGUCAUCUAUUCCAGCUUGGAGGAGAAGCCCACUCUCAAGGAUAAGAACAUGUUACAUGUGUUUUCUGUAAAUGGAAGGCAUCUGGGGUCUCAAGUCCUGAAUGAGCAAAUAUCAGACAUGUGCGUAAUCGGGGAGCACGUAAUCACUGGCAGCGUACAAGGGCUCCUGUCUAUAAGAGAACUUCACAGUUUGAAUCUCAGCAUCACUCCAUUAGCCAUGCGAUUACCUAUCUACUGUGUUUCCGUAACCAAAGAAUACAGCCACAUUCUUGUAGGCUUAGAAGAUGGCAAAUUGAUUGUAGUAGGUGUUGGCAAGCCAGCCGAGAUGCGUUCGGGUCAGCUUUCUCGAAAAUUGUGGGGAUCUAGCAAGCGACUCAGCCAGAUUUCAGCUGGAGAAACUGAAUAUAAUACUCAAGAUUUCAAGUGAUUGUUAUUCCCACCCCCUGUGAUGGAAAACCAGACUCCAGUCCUUGCUUUGUCACCUCUACUCUCUGCUGCAUCUCUCUACUCGCUGGAAGUCUUUAAGGAUUUUAUCUUAAAAAACAUUUAAAGAUUACGACGGUUUGAUAUCUGUAUAUUUGUGAAGAUGUAGGUUGAGUUGUACUUUAUGGCACAUCCCUGUAAUGCUAUUUAAGAGGCUGAGGCAGGUAGAUCUUAAGUUCAAGGUCAGCCUGGGCUACAUAGCAAGACCUUGCCACAAAAUUAAGUAAAUAAAUAAAGAAUAAAAAUACAGUUGUAGGUUCUAUUAAAUCAAUUUUAAAAGUUUCAUCAGCAAUGAGUCUAGUUUUGUUAACCAGUACUAAAGUUGAAUUGAGAAAAUAUAUUUGAUUCAAUUUGGUAAUCCAUUCCUAAAUCAUUAAAUCCAAUUUUUAAAAAACAAACUUCUAAUAUUAUAUACUUAGAUUGAAUUCCCUUAAUCUAAGCAAAAUUUAAGACAUUUCUGAUAAAGUAGCAUAGAUGAUGGAGAGUUGAGAGAUGUGGCUUUUCAUGUAUCCUUAGAUAAUCAUUUUUCUUUUUACUGACCAUUACAUUAAAAGCAUAACCUUUUAGGCAUUUUUUGUACAAUUGAGUUUUCAAAAAUUGCAGGUCUGCACAAUUGGAUUAAAUACAAAUAUUGAAAUAAACACUGGUUUAUUUCCUUACCCCUACCUUUAAUAUAUUUGUAAUAAAAAUUUAUUAAAUUGCAUUAUUCUUAAGUAACAAAAGUUGAAUAUGAAAAACUAGAGAUAAUUUUUACAAAUGUAAUUCAUUAACAGUAUAUUUAAGCAAAAAUGCUAACUGUGGCUUUGGUCAGCUGGUCCUUUGAGUAACAUUUGCAGCACAAUUUACAUGUGUGAAAUUCAAAAUUUUGUGAAUUUGUCUUUGUUAAGCAAAAACUGUACUCUCUAUGUGGUUAAUCCUUUCUAUCCUGAUGAUCAUGAGUUGUCAGUGAUGUUCCAAGAGGUCGUGAAAGAUGGAGUAACACUGCAUAAUUCAGAGUAGCCGUUUAGAUAAAGUAGUAUCUUUUAUUGCAUGUUAUGUACAACUGUUUGGAUGAUAGGUAUUUUGUUUCAGUUCGUUAAAUAUUACAUUAUGUCUAAUUUUUUAAGUAAAAAAGUUGAUUGAUUUAAUUUGGAAUUCAAAGUAAUUGUUAUUUGUUUUUGUAAAAUUGACUUUUGAGUUAUCAGGUUAGAGAAGUUUUACAACUACAGGUAUUGGAAUCUGAGAUUCCACAGGCUUUGGGAAGAUUGGUGAAUCUCUGAAGUUGUACAGAAAUUUAUAUAUGGAGUCUAUUUUCGGGAAAGAAUUAUUGCAUUAUUUUUCUUAAAAUGAUCUGUGGGCAACAACAGAUGAUUUUACAAUGGUAGCCUUUCAAAAUUAUAUUCUCUCUUAUUCUGCUGACCAUACAUUUCCUUAUACCUGAUUGUCUUUUCAGUUGAAUCCUGAAGAAAUCUUGAUUUUUCAUUUUCCCUCUCCUGUUGACCACAGUAUCCUAUGGUCUUUUCUUUAUAAUCCCAUAAAUAAGUUUUUAAAAAUUUAGAUGUAAAAGACUAUGUUUAGGAAAAUUUUCCAAUAUUUUGAUUUGUUGUCAUUCAGGAUUAGUAAAACACUGUAAAAUCACUGUUUAAUAAGUUAAAAUUGGCUGAUUCGGGGGAAAAAUAGCUUCAAAUGGCACUGAUAUCACCUGGUAGAAAAGUAGAAUUUGUGUAGAUGUGAUGAUUUCCUUUUUGAAAGACUUCGGGAAUUUGUUGGAAGUCUCAGGAGUCAACAGAGAUGAUUAUGGUAUAGGAAACAUUUCUUCUUUCCAUUUCUGCUCCCCCCAGUUUCCAGGUCCUACAGCAUGAUGCCGUCGGGACCAUCUGUUCAUAAAAAUGUAAGGGAGUUCAUGUCAGAACCAACAUGAUUGGGUGAUUUUUUUCUUAUUGUUGGGUUUAUUUUUAUUUAUAUAUUUUAUUUGGGGGUUUUGUUUUGUUUUCUUCAAGACACAGGGUUUCUCUGUUUAGUUUUGACUGUCCUGGAACUCACUCUGUAGAUCAGAUUGGCCUUACACUCAAAAAGACCCGCCUGCCUCUGCUGCCUCCCAAAUACUGGGAUUAAAGGCGUGUGCCACCACUGCCAGGCAAUGACUGGUUAUCAGUCCGUAGUAGAAUGCUUGCCUAUAUUGUUCAAGAUCCUGGGUUUACUCCCUAGCAUCUGUGAAAGAGACAGAAAAAACAAAGACAGGUACUAAAUGACUCUAAAUCAAGACUUGGUAAGGGUUUCUUCUGGCACUUUAUCCACACAUGCUACUUUAAUGGCACAUAAACAAGAAGCUGUGUUCAGUUUUAUAUAGGUCUGGCCCGUGUACCAAUCAAUGUUGGAUGUUAAAGGAGAAUUAUUCCUUUUAAUUAUUUUGAGGUUUAGAAAAUACUAACUCUAUUUUUGAAGAAUGAACUUUUUGUUUUGUUGUUGUUGUUUGUUUGUUUGUAUUUCAAGACAGGGUUUCUCUGUAUAGCCCUGAAACUCACUCUGUAGACCAGGCUGUAUUCGAACUCAGAGUUCUGCCUGAUUCUGCUUCUUGAUUAAAGGUGUGGCUCCCACCACCCAGCCAAGAAUGAACUUUUGUAUUAAUUAAAAUAAGCAAAUCUAGUGGAGCUGUUACCUGAGUUAAUAUAUUCCUCACGUAAGCAGUAGAGCCAUGAAAUUAAAAGUCAGUAGAUAAUAUCACUAGAAAGAUGCACUUUUACUGUGGAGUGUAGCUGUUAUCCAUAGAAACUUUCAUUAUGUAUAGUGGAAGAAAUUAUUAGAAUGGAUUGAUAGCUGGAUAUUUUAGUUAAUGAGUAUAAAGUCUCAUCUUGGCUGCUGUUGGUGUCAGUUCCUCUUUUCAGGACUUUUCAUCUGCUUUUGUUUCUUGAUAGUAAUGAUGAAUAUUAAAAUCUCAGUGUCCUGGUAAUAAGAGAUUUAUACUAAGUUAAUGUUCUUUAUUUUGGGAAGUGAGGUCAGAAGUUGUUUUGCUGUUGUUGGUGGUGGCAGUGUGUUAUGUGUGUGCACAUUUAUACAAUUUGCUAUAUGUACUUAGAGAAUAAAACACUGUAAUAUAUAACUUCCCCCAGUCAGUAUUCUGUUGUUGUAAAAUUGAAGGAAAAGAAGAACAAAUCAGAGCAUGAAGUCAAGGAACUGCAAAAAUAAAGAUUAGCACUAACUUUGUAGCCAGUGUUGCCUGUGACAGAAGUUUCUGUUAAUUUCCCUUGGUCACAGCUCACCCUUCUGUGGGAGAAGAGUGUGUGCCGAGUCCGAAGUCCAGGUUCUCUGUUUCCUUGUGAUACACACGGCACUAUUCUUCACAGCACUGACCGAAAUACUGCAUACUACUAAAGUACGCCCACAAAAUUAGAAUUUAGACUUGAAGACUGACUCGUAAUCCUAGCUUCUUUAUAUUUCUUUUGAAAUAUACUAAGAAAGUGAAACCGAGUGCCAGUUUUUUGCUUAGUGUUGAUAGAGGCAUGGCAUUUACCUGUAAGUAUAACAUUUUUACUAAAGAUAUCUCUAAGGAAAGCUUUAAUUGAAUUUUGAGAUGUCAGUUCUUUUAAAAUAUGUUUAUAAAGUAAAUAGCAUCAUCUUUGCCUCCUUUUCAUUAAAAACACGAGACAUUUACUGUAUUUAAUAUGAACAAGGUAUUAAAUGUAUAUUACCCUAUAUCUGGGAUGUGUGUCUGAAGGUGUUCUCACUUCUCACAUUGCUAAACCUAUUUGCUUAGCCCUAUCUUUACACUUUUUGAGUGACAUGUACAAAAUGAGAUGUAUUAUUUUUACUUGCUAAUCUGUUUUCAUUUUUCAUCUGACCCAAGCCCUGAUGUAAGUGUUCUGUCUCUAACAGAAGCUGUUCUCUCCCCAUUAAGUGAGCACUCAGAGACAUCUACCACUGGCACCAAAUACUCAUUCUUGGUACUUUUUCCUAAUUUGUGUGUGUGUGUGUGUGUGUGUGUGUGUGUCAUGUACUUAACAUUUUGUUUGUUUUAGAUGAUCCCAUAUAAACAUUGUUCUGAAAAUUUUCCUCGAAGUGCUUUUUCUGAUGACAUUAGGCAACAAUACAACGCUGUCAGGCUUUACUAUUACUUACUGCUUACAUAAUUUAAAUAUAGCAUUUUCUAUAUUUAAUUAUAUAAUUAUAGUGCCACUAAUUAUUCCCAACACCAGCCAGUGUCUUUGUUUCAUAUGGACAGAACCACUGUAUUUCCUUUUCAUUAUUAAAAAGUUCAUUAAUUUUAUCAUGAGCUCUUACACCUUUCAUAUUUGAUAGUCAUAAUUUACAAUUACCUCCAAUAAUAUUGUCUGCUUGCUAUUAAUAUUUCUUAACUCAAUAUUUUCCACACCAGUAUUUCGACAAAAAGUGCAAAUUUUUUUUCCAGUAUUGGGGAGUGAACUCAGGGCCUCACGCAUGUUAGGCAAGAAUAAAAAGCAUUAGUAAUCAGUGCUAAAAGAAAAACAGAAUCAGAUAUCUUAUAGCAUUGAAGUUAUAAUGAGUUCUCCCACUAUGAAAGCAUUGAAUAAAUCCUCCUAAAUACUUUUGAUGAUGUUUGCAGGUAUGCCUCUGUAUGGAAUAUUCUUUAAUUUUUUCAUAGGUUUUAGAAGUUAGAACUGAUAGAGCAUUAACAUUUGAGAGAUUUAGGCUAGGGAUAUAUCUUAGUGAUGGAACAUUUUCAUUUGAAGUCCUGGGUUUGGCGUGGGAUUCUUUGCUCCACUGAGACAGUAGAGAGCCUCACACAUAGAGUUCUACCUCUGAACUCAGCACCUCAGCUCACAGAGUGGUUCCUAAUUUCUGUAGGAUUCAUCAGUAGGCUAUGCCUCAGUAACACUUGUGACUUUCACGGGUUCAAUCAAUCCCAGCUCUCAAAAAUUAUAAAUAUAUGUAUGUACAUAUAAUGUAUAUAAAUGAAUUUGUGCCUAAAUUGCAGAUACAUUUUUAUUUCUUGAAAAUCAUGUGACCAUUGUAGAAUAUAGGAUUUAUAUCUCUGCUUUUUGGUUACCAUGAAGUAUAAUAUAUGAAAAUUAUGUGGUUUCAUUUAUUAUAAAAAACCUUAUAUAAAAAUAGCCACAUUAGGGGCUGGAGAGAUGGCUCAGAGGUUAAGAGCACUGCCUGCUCUUCCAAAGGUCCCAAUUCCCAGCAACCACAUGGUGGCUCACAACCAUCUGUAAUGGGGUCUGGUGCCCUCUUCUGGCCUGCAGGCAUACACACAGACAGAAUAUUGUAUACAUAAUAAAUAUUUUUAAAAAAUAGCCACAUUAACAACUUAAGUUUUUUUGGCCAUAGUUAUUCACUAGACACAUUUUUUUUAGACUAGUAUCUUUACUGACACAACACAGAAGUGGUUUUUAAACACAUUGCAAGACUUGGACACAUGAAGAUAAUUCUUUUUGUGUCAAAAAGACAAAUUCAGAGGCAUAUAUCUUUCCCUAAUGCACAGAGCAAGUUGAAAGUCACUGAUUUCAGUAUUCUUUUGUCUAUGAUACAGUUUUCUUGUUAACCUGGAAAAUACAAACCUUGCAUAAAUUAACAUAAGAGUGGCCAAAUUUCAUCAUUUUGAAAAAUUAGGCAAAGUGGUACACGCACAUGGUUCCAAUUUCUUGGGAGAAGGAGAUGGAAGGACUGCCUGAGCUGGGAAGUUCAAGACCAGCCUGGACAAUGCAGUUAGCCUUCAUUUCAAAAGAAAGUAAAUAAUUUUAAUUAAUGUUACAAAGGUGACUGUUAAAGAAGUGCUGCUGCUGUGUAUUUCCUUUUAUAAUGAUUAUUUUAGUAAUUUAUACUUAUUCAUAAUUAUAAUAGUCACGAAGUGUUUCACUGCUUGAUAGUGCUAUUAUAAAUUAGCAAUGUGACGUGAGACUAAGGACAGUUAGGAUUUAGAUGAGAUUGAAAAGUUUUACUGACUAAAGUACGAACUAUUUUUAAAAGAAGUCUUACAAAGCAGUGGUGGUGCACACCUUUAAUCCCAGCACUCGGGAGGCAGAGGUAGGCAGGCGUUCUCUGUGAAUAAGUCUUUAUUUAAGAUUAUUUAAGUAAUACAUUCUGUUGACAUAUUAAAAUUGCAUGCUUUCUUAUAGUUUAGUCAAGUUCCUUUUUUCUCUUUUCCUUUUUUCCUUUUUUUGUUUGUUUUUUGUUUGGGGGACAGAUUCUUACUGUGUAGUCUUGGCUGGCCUGGAUGUAUCUUUGUCAAUGAGGUUGGUUGCAAACUCAGAGAUCCAUCUGCCUCUGCCUCUCAAGUGCUGAGAUUUUCAAGAAUAGACAUAAUUAUUUUGCUCAAUAGAAGUCAGGGAGAUAACAGUAGUUAAAUUUAAUUGAAAAUAAAUUUGUAUUGUAUUGGAAUUAAAGAAAAAAGAUUUUGGAAGUUUAAAUGUUUUGUUAGGUAAUCCCUAAUGACUUGCAUAUAGUUUUACACUCAUUCCAAGAUUAUGGUAUAUUACAGUAGCUCUAUAUUUUUUUUUUCAAGACAGGGUUUCUCUGUGUAGGUCUGGCUGUCCUGGAACUCACUUUGUAGACCAGCCUGGCCUUGAACUCACAGAGAUCCACCUGCCUCUGCCCCCCAAGUACUGUAACUAAAAGCAUGCGCUGCCACCAGCAGUUUAUCACGACUCUUAUUGCUGGAGACCUUUUACAUUUUGAACAUUUCUUUUUUCUAUUCUCCGUUUUAUUCUCAAAGACUGUGCUUCAUAGAUACCACCAAAAGCAUUUUAUAUGUAGUUGCUGUUACUUAUAGUCAAAUUUACAUAAGAAAACUUUCUAGGAAGCCAUGUGACUUUCUGCUAAAUUCUUUUACAGGAUAAACCUAUCUUUCUCUAUCAGAUUGCUUUUGUACAGUUGGAGACAAAAAAAAUAGCAAAAAAGUAAUCAGAUCUCUAGAUAGCCAUUCUCUAUCAUUCAUUGUUAAAUUAAGACAAAAUUACAAACAUAUUUGAUUAAUUUGACAGUUUUUCUGGGACACAUUAAUUAGAAGCAUUUCUGUUUUAACAGGAUGACAGUCUUUUGAUUACACGAAUAUACACUAACUAGUUCAGAAGGGUUAGCUGAACAGCCAAACUGACUUGUUUAAAAACAAGUUUUUAUACUUCUUACCUGAGUAUGGUAGUGGACCUCUAAUCCUGACAUAGGCUACAGCAGGAGGAUUGCUUCAAGUUUGUGAGCUACCCUGACUAUAGAAUGAAGUCUCCCCCCCCCCCACUCCGUGUGUGUGUGUGUGUGUGUCUGUCUGUCUGUCUGUCUGUCUGUCUCACCAUCACCACCACCUUAGAAAUUGUGCUGCUAGUUACUAUUUAAGGAGUCGUAUUUAUCUUAAAAUGUCCCUUUUCAUUUGUUCACUGGAACUGAUUAAAUGAACAAAAGGAAUAGUAAUAAGCCUCCUUUUAUGUUGAAUUACUGUCUUGCAAACUGUCACUCAUUGGGUAUGAUCUUAUAUGCAAAAAUGGUGGUUCAAAGUUGAGCAAGGUUUAGACUUUUUAAGGAUGUAAAUAACCUUAAUUAGCAUUCUGAUAACCAAAUCAUUGGUGCAAUUCAUUCUGCAUACAUCCAUCUGAAUCUAUAUACAAGAUGUAUUUUGUUUUGUCAUAUAAAUAUUUUUAAGAAUUUCAAUGAAUGUAUAUGAGUUAAUGUUUGAUUUGUUUCUGUAUAGUAUGAUCAAAAAUAGUCGAAAAUUUUGCACUUGGUUAAUCCCUUGGAAAUUUACAUUCUGAUAUUUUUUAAGGAUGUACACUUAUUUUGUACAUAAUAAACUAGCUUUGUAUAUGACAAUGGUUUGAAUCUAAUAAAAAAUGACAUUGUAA